This is a messenger RNA of Dermatophagoides farinae (American house dust mite), 4807 nucleotides long. Its product is annotated as multidrug resistance-associated protein 1-like. Lineage: Eukaryota; Metazoa; Arthropoda; Arachnida; Sarcoptiformes; Pyroglyphidae. Gene Ontology annotation, biological process: transmembrane transport. Gene Ontology annotation, molecular function: ATP hydrolysis activity; ABC-type transporter activity; ATP binding. Gene Ontology annotation, cellular component: membrane. The record is from RefSeq and is a predicted model, not a curated record.
UCAAAUUCAGCAAUUAUCAUGUUGAAUAAAACAAAAACAAAAACAACAACAACAACAACAACAACGAUGACAAUGGAAACAUCAGCAACAUCGGCAACAAAAUCAAUAUUUAGCUACGGUAAAACAUGUACAGAGGAUACAAUAUUUGUUUGGUUACCAUUUCUAUUAUUAUUGAUUGGUAUUUUGAUUGAAUUUUUAUGGAUAAAUGGAUCAUCAUCAAAUAAUAAAUAUCGUUCAAUUAAUAAUCAACAGCAGCAGCAACAACAACAACAAAAACAAAUAAAAUCACCACUUUCAAUGACUAUAUUUUAUAUGUCAAAAAUGUUGGCUGCAAGUAUUUUAUAUGUAAUAAGUUUAGCACGUAUAAUCUAUUGGUAUCUAUAUGCUGAUCAUAAUCAAUUGGAAUUAAAAGAUCCAUGGUCAUCGGUUAUGGCCGAUUCUAUACGUGCUUUAGCAUGGUUUAUCAUCAUAUUAUUAUCAUUAUUCAAUCACCGUAAUCGAAUACUAUCAUCUGGUUCGAUAUUUAUAUUCACAAUACUUGAAUCAUUGGCAAAUAUUUACACCUUAGUAGGCAUUAUGAUUGAUUUAUUCUCAACGGAAUUAAUUGUAACUGAAUUAUGGAUGAUCAAUAAUGAUUCGUUGAUGAUUUCAUUCAAAUUGAUCUAUAUUGCAUCAUUAUUACAUUUUCUUCUGAUUGAAUGUCAUUCGGAUUUGGAUUCAAUGAAACAAAAAUCACCACUAUUAAUUGGAGCAAAAUUAUUGAAAUAUAAACUAACAAAUCCUGAAUGUUCGGCAUCAUUUUUAUCAAAAAUUACAUUUUCAUGGUUCGGCAUUCUAGUCAGACAAACAUGGCAACGAAAAUCAUUACAUCAAGAAGAUUUAUGGUUAUUAAGUUUUGAAAAUACAACUAGUUCAUUAUUGCAAACAUUUCGUCAAACAUUUGAUAAUUAUCGUGAACAUAAUGGUGAUAAAAGAAAAUUCAAUUUAAUGACAAUAUUGAUACGAUUAUAUAUCAAAGAAUUAAUUUGGAUUGCCGGAUUGAAAUUGAUUGCAAGCAUUUUUCUAUUCAUCAAUCCAAUCAUGUUGAAUAGAAUAAUAACAUUUUUAAAUCCAACAAACCAUGAACCAUAUUGGCGUGGUUUUUUCUAUGCAUCCAUAAUGUUCAUAUCACCAUUAUUAGAAUCAUUAUUUACAAAUCAACAUGAAUAUCAUUUAAAUAUGAUAACUAUGCGUAUGAAAACCUGUGUAACUGGUAUUGUUUAUCAUAAAAGUUUACGUCUAUCACAGACGGCUAAACAACAAUUUUCUACCGGUGAAAUUGUCAAUCUAAUUUCAGUGGACACAUUAAGAAUUGUUGAUUUGAUUAAUAAUAUCAAUACAUUAUGGUCAGCACCAUUACAAAUAUCCAUUGGUCUAUAUCUUGUUUGGCAACAAUUAAGUUAUGCAUCAUUAGCCGGUUUUAGUUAUAUGUUAUUAAUCAUACCGAUAAAUAUAAUGUUAACGAAUAAAAUUCGUUCAUUACAAUUACAUCUAAUGCAACGUAAAGAUGAACGUUCCAAAUUGAUGAAUGAAAUAUUGGAUGGUAUUAAAGUGAUCAAAUUGAAUGCAUGGGAACGAUAUUUUGAAAAGAAAAUCAAUCAUUUACGUUCAUUGGAAAUGAAACAAUUAAAAUGGAUUGCCUAUUGUAAUGCAUUUAUGACCACAUUUUUCAGUUCCAGUGCCAUUUUUGUUGCAUUAUUCAGUUUUAUUGCCUAUACAAUGAUUUCGAUGGAUAAUGUUUUGGAUGCAAAUCGUGCAUUUGUUUCAUUAUCAUUAUUCAAUAUAAUACGUGUACCAUUAACAUUUUUACCAAUGUUUUUCUCAUUCGCUGGCAUUGCAUUUGUAUCGAUUGAUCGUUUGAAUAAAUAUCUUAAUGCACCGGAAUUGAUUGAUUAUUGUGAAACAUUAUCAUUAUCACCAACAUCAACACCGGAACCAUCAUCAUCCGGUACAACAGUAACAACGGAAGAAAAUGAUUUUGCCAUACGUAUACAUGAUGGAAAUUUCAAUUGGAUUAAAGAUGAUCCAAUACCGACAAUAAAUAGUGUUAAUCUGACUGUACGAAGACAUAGUUUAAUUGCCAUUGUUGGCGGUGUCGGUUGUGGUAAAUCAUCAUUAUUAUCAGCCAUAUUAGGAGAAAUGGAAAAAUUAAGCGGUCAGGUGAAAAUUUCUGGCCGCAUUGCAUAUGUACCACAAGAAGCAUGGAUAUUGAAUGCAACGAUUCGUGAUAAUAUUUUAUUGAAUAAAAAAUAUGAUGAAAAAAAAUAUAAAAAAGUUCUUGAAUCAUGUGCAUUACAAUUGGAUAUGGCAAUGUUUGCUGCCGGCGAUAUGACUGAAGUUGGUGAAAAAGGUAUCAAUCUUUCUGGUGGCCAAAAACAACGUAUAUCGUUAGCAAGAGCCGUUUAUUCCAAUUCCGAUAUCUAUCUAUUGGAUAAUCCAUUGAGCGCAUUAGAUGCACAUGUUAGUCAACAUAUUUAUUCACAUGUAAUCGGACCAAAAGGUUGUCUACGAAAUAAGACAAGAAUUUUGGUUACAACCAAAUUAUCACUAUUACCCGAAAUGGAUCAAAUUGUUUAUAUGUCAAGAGGUGAAAUAAAAGAUUAUGGCCAAUUUGAACAAUUAAUCGAUACACGUGGUCCAUUCUCUGAAUAUGUGGCUGAAUAUUUUCUUGACCAACAAAAUGGUCUGGAAACCAAUCUAGAUCAACCGGAUACAGAAUUCAUUAAUCAAAUGGUUGUACCGAAAAUUCAACGUGUUAUUGAACGUGUACAAUUAUCACGUAGUAUUUCUUUGAAUCGUAAUAUAUCAAUGAAUGAACAACGUUAUCAUAGUACAAUUGCUAGCCAAUCGGUUACUAUUAAUCAAUCACAAUCGAUUGCUAGAUCACAACUGCAACAACAAUCGAUAAUUGAAUCGGAUGAAAUAUUUGCCGAAAACAUUCAAAUAACUCAAGGACGAUUAAUUCAAGCAGAAGAAAUGGCUGAAGGUUCAGUGAACAUGAUUAAUUAUAAAAUCUAUAUGCAAACAAUUGGUUGGUGUAUUUGUUUCACCGUUAUGAUUACAUUAUUAUUAUCGAAUAUAUUUCAAGUGAUGGGCAGUUUAUGGUUAACCGAUUGGUCAAAUGAUUCAUUGUUAUCACCAAAUGAAUUGACCAAAAAUUUACGUAUUCAACGUAUACUAGUAUUCACCGUACUAGGAAUAAUUGAAGUAUUUUUCACAUUUCUUGGUACACUUGAAGUCUGUUUAGGUUGUGUACGUGCAUCACGUAUUCUACAUAAUCAAAUGAUUACCCGAAUAAUACGUGCACCAAUGUCAUUUUUUGAUACAACACCAUUGGGUAGAAUAUUGAAUAGAUUUACACGUGAUAUUGAUGUUAUUGAUUUACGUAUAUCGAUAAAUGUACGUCUGUUUAUUAUGCAAAUUUAUCGUACAUUUGUUGCAUUUGGUCUGAUUGGUUUUGAAGCGCCAAUUAUUUUGGCUUUCAUGUUACCAUUAACGAUUGGUUAUUAUGUUUUACAAAAAUUAUUCAUACAAACAUCAAGACAAUUAAAACGUAUUGAAGCUGUCAGUAGAUCACCAAUGAAUAAUCAUCUUAGUGAAACAGUAAAUGGUGCAACAAGUAUACGUGCAUAUGGAUUGAUGAAAAAAUUUACACGUGGUAUGCUUAAACGUAUCGAUGAUAAUAAUCAAAGUUAUUGGCUUGGAUUUACAGCCUCAAGAUGGUUAGCAAUACGAUUAGAAUUUAUUAGCUAUUCAAUUGUAUUUUUGGCCACAUUGUUUGCUGUAUUAUCACGUGGAUCAUUAAGUCCAGGUGUUGCCGGUCUUGCCAUUAGUUAUUCAUUGAAUAUAACCGCUAUACUUAAUCUAUUGAUACGUGGUUAUUCUGAAUUGGAAACAAAUUUUGUUUCUGUUGAACGUAUUGUUGAAUAUCUGCAAACACCUAAAGAGAAACAAAUGAUUAGCAAUGAAUUGGCACGUAUACCAUUUGAUUGGCCAAAUAAAGGUGAAAUUUCAUUUGAAAAUUAUAGUACACAAUAUAGACCUGGUUUAAAACUUUGUUUGAAACGAAUCAAUCUAUUAAUACCUGGCGGUAGUAAAGUGGCUAUUGUUGGCCGAACCGGAUCAGGUAAAUCAUCAUUUUCAUUGGCAUUAUUUUGUAUAUUAGAACCAGUUGAAGGUACUAUUUAUAUUGAUAAUAUCGAUAUACGCAAGAUAACAUUGGAAACAUUGAGAAAAUCGUUAACAAUUGUUCCACAAGAUCCAGUAAUAUUUACGGCUACAUUACGUGAAAAUAUUGAUACAUUAUCACAAUUUAGUGAUGAACAAUGUAUCCAAUCAUUGAAAGAUGCUAAUAUGACAGAAUUUUUAGAAAAAUCAAAUAAUCUUGGCUAUAUAUUGACCAGUGGUGAUAAUCUAAGUGCUGGACAACGACAAUUAAUCUGUCUAGCACGUGCAUUACUCAAACAAAGUCCGGUGAUUGUAUUUGAUGAAGCGACUGCAUCUGUAGAUCAUGAAACCGAUAGCCAUAUACAUGAUACAAUAUUUUCACAAUCAUUUAAAACAAAAACGGUAUUCAUGAUUGCACAUCGUUUGGAUCGUAUCAUGGAUUAUGAUUACAUACUUGUCAUGGAUAAUGGUGAAAUAGCUGAAUUUGAUCAUCCAAAUCGAUUAGUAUUGGAUACGGAUGGACAAUUCUAUUCAUUGGCUAAAGAAGCAAAAAUUAUUUAGAAUUUUUUUUUUUUUAGUAGAAAUAAAAUUUUUUCAAUUU